Molecule: messenger RNA, 5821 nt
Organism: Rhododendron vialii
Lineage: Eukaryota; Viridiplantae; Streptophyta; Magnoliopsida; Ericales; Ericaceae
Exons: 12
Coding region: 444-5138 (1564 amino acids)
Biological process (GO): negative regulation of DNA-templated transcription
Molecular function (GO): DNA binding; transcription corepressor activity
Source: RefSeq, a predicted model, not a curated record
CCUCCUCCUCCCUCUCUCUUUCUCAGCAAUCGCUUCGCUUCGGUUGCCAUUGACUUGUCGGUUUCACGGCGCGUAGAUACAGCUCUCCUGCAUGUUUACCCAGGUACAUUGAUUUAGCUAUUGGAGGAGUCUAGGGAGGGCUUGAGAUCUGCUGCUAUUCAUUCCAAGUCUGAGAACGGUGUGAUGGGCUUAUAAAACUCUGAACGUGAUUCGGUUGCCUGUCUCGGUAAUCGUUUUGCUUCGGACGCCAUUUAGUGGGUUCUACAACGUAUAGAUACCGCUGCCGUGCACGUAUACCCAGAUACUCCUGAGCUUGUUUGUUGGCUUUGUGUAUAAUGUGAGUCUCUGAAGCUCAAUUGUCCUCACAAACUUAUUUUGGUUGGAAUUUCCCUUGCUUAUCUUUGAAGCUGACCGAGGGUUUAGAAAUUAGGUUUGUGUGUAAGAUGAGAGAGGGCUUGAGAUCCAAUGUUAUGGCCGCAAAGCAAGAAAAUGUCAUUGUGUCUGCAAAUGGUAAUGUCGAUUCAGGCACAAGCAAGGGUGAUGAAAUCACCAGUGGUAGUGAGGGUGACAAAACAAAGAAAGAGCUAGAGUUAGAACCCGUGGAUCUAUCGCAGCUGGGUCAUCUCCCUUGCCCCCGGUGCAACUCGAUGGACACCAAGUUCCUCUUGUACAGCAACAGCAAACAUUCUCCGCCCCGGCACUGCUGCCGUUCCUGCCGGCACUCGUGGACUCAGGGUGGGACCCUGUAUAUUAAAGAUUCUUCUAUUGGCAGAAACUUUGAGCGUAGGUUUGAACAUAUGGAGCGAGGAGAAGAUACCAAUAUCUCUUCUGGCGAUGCUAAUGCACCGGGGCUUCAAAUUGGGAGGGAAAGAAGAAGGUUGGAGAGUUCUGAUGAGAAGGACAAAUAUUUAGAACAGGGCAAGAAGAGGGGACAGCAGCGCCCAACUCAUGGCCAGCGAGAGCCAGAUCAUGUCCCAUGCCUGCUGUGCAACUCCACCAACACAAAGUUCUUGGCCUACAACAACAACAAAGUCUCUCAGCCGCGGUACCUCUGCAAUUCCUGCUGUAAGACCUGGACUCGUGGUGGGACCAUCUACAAAAGGAGAAGGUUGGACGAUUCUGAGAGGGAGAAAGCUAUCGCAAUUUCAGGUCUAAAAAAAGGUAGUGAGAUCAACAAUACUGAUGGUUAUGAGAUGGUAGCGCAUUUUGUUGCAACUUUGACUGAUCCAGAAUAUGUCAAAGAUUCAUCGUGUGAGAUGAAGAGCAAUGGGUCUGAGAAUGAUAAAGUUAAUUCAGGUGUAGAAAAAGGCGAUGAAGCCAAAAACACUGAUGAUAACGAGAUGGUAGCACAGGUUGAGGGGAAACAGGAAGAGAAGAAACAUAGCAGUCAAGAUGCUGAUAGUAGUGUGCGUGGUGACAACCAUAGAGGUAAUCCCGAUGCUAAUGCUGUAACAUCUGGGCUUGAAGUUGGGAUAGGGCGGCAAGGGAUGGUAAGAAUAGGGAUAGGGAAUUCUGACGAUAAUGAGAAAGAUUUAGAAACGCGGAAGAACCGGCGACGGGGGCGGCAGAGCCCGCCUCUUGGAGCACACCCGCAAGAGCCGGAUCAUCCCCCAUGCCUGCGGUGCAACUCCACGAACACCAAGUUCUUGUACUACAACAACAACAAUCACUCUCAGCCUCGGUACAUGUGCUAUUCCUGCAGUAAGUCCUGGACCCACGGUGGGACCAUCAGAGGGAGCAGGGGGAAGAAGACAGGAACGGUGGAGAGUUCUGAUAAGGAGAAAGGUAUAGUAGUACGUUCCGGUCCGGAAAAAGGUGCUGAUACCAACAACACUGAUGGUAAUGAGAUGGUAGGGAAGAGAAAUAGGUCUGAGGAAUCUGACCAAACCAAGCACAAUGAGAAAGCUGAUGGUAAGGCCUAUGUUGAACACCAUACAGGUAAGCCUAAAAUUGGGAGAGGACAAAAGGGGAGGAAAAGGAAAAGGGUGGAGAGUUCUGAACGCAAUGGGGAUGAUGACACACUGAUAAAGAAGGUCAAGGAGGUAUCUUGUGGUGGUAAGGCUCAGGUUGUUGGUAGGAUUUUGAGGUCAAGGACACUGGCAACAAAUGGCGUUGAGAAGACGGUUGGUGUUGGACUUGCUGAAGGUGUUCUGGGGGUUACAGGGAGGAAAGAAGCUGAUGUUUCAGCCAAGAAUAGCACUGAAAUAGAAAACUAUCACAGUGUCCAAUUGAUUGACAGGCAAAAGAAGAAGAUAAAAGGAAAAGUGCAGGGGAAAAGCGGGCCGCUGAAGGCGAAGCAAAAGUUGGUGGGGUUCAGGGAAAAUGGCGAUAUACUGAAGUCCAAAAGGGUCUCUAGGGGUUCUAAGUUUCUGGACAAUGGAAAGCACAAUAGGUUAGCCAGUAAGUUACGUGAUUCGGGCCGGAAAUUCAUUGUGAAACAGUCAAAAGGGAGCAAGCAAAAGGAAGGGGGAGUUUGCAAAAGAAGUACUGAAAAGCAGUUUUUGAGGGAUCGAAUAAUGGCUAUGCUUACGAGUGCAGGCUGGACAAUUGAGCGUAGGCCCAGGUCCGGCAGAGAGGAGGGCAGAGAGUACUUCGACGCUGUAUAUGUUAGUCCUGAAGGACGUGGUUUGUGGUCAGUCACCUUGGCUUAUAAAGUUCUUAGAGAACAAGUUGAAAGUGGCGAGGCUGAUAGUAGGGCCCUUGCUGCAUUUACUCUGAUACCACAAGAGGAAUUAAGCAAAUUAUUUAGGACAACAAAGAAGAAAAUGGGACUACAAAAGGGAUUGAAGGGAGAAAGAGAGGGUGCAAAUAAGAAACACAAAGGAGUUACUCAAAAGAAGAAGUUUAAAAAGAACAAUGCUAAGAGAGGAACAAAACAGAAAUCGUCAGACAGUGAACAAGACGUUCCAGCUAAUACAUCUCAGAGGGGAAUGCAAAGAUCACAUCGCAGGGAGAGACAAAAUGGAAAGAGAUAUGCUCUGGUGGGUCGUCACUCGAAGAAGGGGUUGGAUCCAGACAGUGAAGGCUUUGUACUAUAUGAUGGGAAGCGCAGUCUUCUUUCGUGGAUGAUUGACUUGGGAACUGUUCCUCUUAGUGGAAAGGUUAAAUAUAUGAACCAUAGAAGGACUCAAGUAUUGCUUGAGGGCAGGAUAACCAGAGAUGGCAUUCAUUGUGACUGCUGCAAUGAAACCUUUGCUCUCGCGGAAUUUGAGUCUCAUGCUGGAAGUAAAGUCACACAACCAUUUGAGAAUAUUUAUCUCGAGUCAGGAAGUUCCCUUUUCCAGUGUCUAGUAGACUCGUGGAGCAAACAUGAUGGGUCUGAAUGCGUUCGAGUCCAUUCUGUUGACGUUAAUGGCGAUGAUCCAAAUGAUGAUACAUGCAACAAAUGUGGGGAUGGUGGGGACUUAAUAUGUUGUGAUGGCUGUCCUUCAACUUUUCAUCAAAGUUGCUUAAAUAUACAGAAGUUUCCUUCCGGUGACUGGCACUGUGUGUAUUGUUCUUGCAAGUUUUGUGGCAUGGUUGGGAGUACAUGUCAGAGUGGUGAUGCAACUGGUUCUGCAUUGCUAACGUGCCGGUUGUGCGAGGAAAAAUACCACCUACUCUGCAUUCAGGCAAACGAUGCUGUGCAUGUUGAUUCUGAUCGUCCGUCUUUUUGUGGAGAGAAAUGUCAAGAGGUCUUUGAGCGACUUCAGGUGCUUCUUGGGGUCAAAAAUCGACUGGAAGAAGGAUAUUCAUGGACUCUUUGUCAACGUUUUGAUGUCAGCCCACAAACAUCUGUUCCUUCAAAAGUUGAAUGCAACUCCAAGUUAGCUGUUGCAUUGUCUAUUUUGGACGAGUGUUUUUUGCCAAUUGUUGACCCGAGAAGUGGAAUCAACAUGAUUCGUAAUGUUGUCUAUAGUUGUGGGUCCAAUUUUACUCGGCUGAACUACGCUGGUUUCUUCACUGCUAUUCUAGAGAGGGGUGAUGAAAUUAUCUCAGCGGCAUCCAUAAGGAUUCAUGGGAAUCACUUAGCAGAGAUGCCAUUCAUUGGGACUCGGCAUAUUUAUAGGCGUCAAGGGAUGUGUCGUCGGCUACUAAAUGCAAUUGAAUUGGCUCUAUGCUCGCUUAAUGUUGAGAAACUGGUUAUACCUGCAAUCUCUGAACUGCUACAAACGUGGACUUCUGUUUUUGGUUUCAUGCCCCUUGAAGAAUCAAACAAGAAAGAAAUGAAACACAUGAAUAUGAUAGUGUUCCCCGGUGUAGAUAUGUUAGAGAAACCUUUGUUGAGGAAGAGUAUUGGUGGAGAGAGUCUCAUUUCCACUGCAGGUACAAUCUCCACAGAACGCAGAAUCGAACAGCAAACUUCAAAUGCUCCUGGAAAAAGCGAUAUAGCUGCUGCUGAAUAUGAUGCAUCUGAUGUAACAUGCGAGACAGUGAACUUUCAGGACUUAACCAUUGAAAAACAUACCCAUGACAAUCAAGAGUGUGAAAAAACACAAAAUAAAGAUUCAGAGUCUUCUGGCGGAGAUGCUCUUGAACUUGAUUUACAACGUACUGUGGAGGAACUGAAUAAACAAAAAAGUGCUCAGAAGUUAACUCAUGUUUCCACGAUCAUGCCUGAUGCUACACAAUUGGGGGGAUCUCUUGAUGGUAAACGGAAGGAAGGUGCUGAUCAUGAACUAAAUGGAGAAGUUAAAGCUGUCUACCUUUCUGCUGAAAUUAUGACUCAACCCCAGGAUGCUACACUGUCUUAUUCGAAAGAGGAUGUUGCCCAAAUUCAUGAACUGGAAAUUGUUUCUUCAGUUCACCAUAACUGCUGUCCUCUUGGCGGGGCUUUUGAUGAUGCUACUAAACCUGGUUCCCAAGCAUCUCAUAUUCGUUAUGGACUUUGCAAGUCCUCUGGGUGCCACUCGGGUGUUGAUGAAUAUGAUACUACUGCAGUAAAUAAAGUGGAUGCCUUGAAUCAUGUUGUUGAGGUGGGUCAAACUUCUAUGGUUACUGUGAAAGAUAUCCAUGAACAGAAAGAAGAAUUCGCUGCCGCUCAUUCUGAUUCCUGUUCCAUUGAUUUGAAUUCCGUUCCCAGCAGGCCUCAAGCUAGCAUUCACUGUUCUAAGGAAUCUGAGUCUGGUUGUCAGGUAGGCCACAUCCUCCUGGUCUAGCUUGCCCUGUACCUCUCGAUCCCUCAGAGUCCUAAUACAUCUGGUUUUCAUGAGGUAGAAUCACAUAGAUUGUUGAAGAGUGGAAAACUUUGCUAACUUCAUGUAGCUUAAUGUAGAAGCGAGUUUGCUUGUCGUAGAGAUGUAGUGGUUGCUGUUUCGAGGCCACAAUCUUAAUGGAGAAUCUGCAUCUUUUUGGAGAUUGGGAAAUUUGUUAAUUACUCUCCUUUUUGAAUAUUAUGGGAAUCAGUUCGCAGAAGGAUAGCAAGAAGAGAGACACAUCAAGUUUCAACAAUCUGAGUAAUAAUUUGUUGCAACCUUCUUUGAGAAAUGUGAAUAUUUAAACUUGAGAGGCCAGAACGAAAGUUCUUUUUGAGUAGGGGUGGGUUGCAUCUAAUGUUGCAUCUAAUUUCAGUGCCAUGUAGAAAAGCACAGGAAUAUUUUGCUGAGUACAUACUCUUAUCUCUUGACUAGGAUGCUGCUGGUAAAGGUAGUAAUGCAUCAUAACAAGGGGAGUGUCCAAACUGGAGCUGAUGUAAUCAUUUUUGUAAUUAUCUUUUUCAUCUUUUGGUUUGCGAUAUUGUGGACUUGCUAUAAGCCUUUUGGAAUUGCAGAUGGUAAAUAUUUGUAACUUAAUAGUACUAUAUUUUCUUAGAGUAUCUCAAAUGCCUUACUAUUUCUUUUAA